Molecule: messenger RNA, 8850 nt
Organism: Hipposideros armiger (great roundleaf bat)
Lineage: Eukaryota; Metazoa; Chordata; Mammalia; Chiroptera; Hipposideridae
Gene: ACACB
Product: acetyl-CoA carboxylase beta
Exons: 45
Coding region: 736-7290 (2184 amino acids)
Biological process (GO): fatty acid biosynthetic process
Cellular component (GO): mitochondrion
Molecular function (GO): acetyl-CoA carboxylase activity; metal ion binding; ATP binding
Source: RefSeq, a predicted model, not a curated record
GGCCUCAAAAUUAAGGUGUGUCUUAUACAUGGGGAAAUACAGUAAUCACUGAUCCUUUAGGAACAAGGAUCAUUUUGAUGAACUUUCAUCUACGUAGUUGUCAUUUCUUUUCACGUUUUUGGAUUUGUUGCAAUAAUAGCACUGGGUUUGCCAAAAUGAAUAAAAGGCGAUUGUGGCCCUUCAGAUCAGGGUUCAGCAUACUUUUUCUACUGUAAAGGGUCAGAUGGUCCAUCGUUCUGUCUAUGGGAGCCACUCUGCGUUGUAGAGAAAGCAGCCACGGGCAAACAUGUAGAUGAACAGAUGGAGCCAAUAAAACUAUGGACACUGAAGAUGGAAUUCAGUACGACUUGCACGUGUCAUAACGCCUUUUUUUUUUUUUUUAAGCAUUCCGCAAAUGUAAAAUCCACUCUUAGUUCGGGAGCCAAUCAGGCAGCAUGGGCCAGAGUUUGCAGAUUCCUGUUCUAGGUGCUGCCACUCAGACGUCAGCAAGGAGCCCGGCUGUUGUGAUCUCCCACUGUCAGGGCAGUUCUGUGUGGCUCGCUGUGGGAGCAUGUUAAGAGCCUGGCCCCAAGUAAUUCCCAUUUCCUCCCUUCUCAGGCAAGGACAAGAGUAUCUGCUGAGGGCUUUUGGAAACCCAGGAAGUCAGUAUUGCAAAAUGUUGUCCUGGGAACCCCACGUUAUAAAAUAAUCACGUGACAGUCCUAUCUGUGACCGGAGUCCAGUCGGGUUUUCUGAAUGAGCCUGCUUCUUUUUCUCUCUUGUCUGAUUUUGUCCUGUCUAACCUUUUCCUGGUUAAAAAUCUGGGGGAAAAUGACGGACUCCAAGCCAGUCACCAAGAAUAAAACAGAGACAAGCUUCAUCCAAAGCCAGGAGGCCUUUCCAGCUUCCAACAGCUCAGGAGAGCAAUCACAGAAGAACGGCAACGACAGUUCUCUGCCAAAGACUCCUAACCAAGCUGAGCUGGCCUCCCGCAAAGAUCCCAAAGAUGCCCGUUGGCAAAGAACUUCUCGGCCACCGCCACAUCGGAAUCCCCUAAAAAAACCCCUUUCCUCUGGUGAUGCCUCCUCAGCCAAUGAGACAGGGACCCAAGGCCAGGAAGCCCCAGAUACCAAUGGCCAGCCCUCGCCAGCCAGGCCCCAGGGCCAGCGAGCCAGACCCCUCUCCAAAGAAGAUGAGAAGCAGGCACACAUCAGGAGGCAGCUGAUGACCAAGUUCAUCCUGGGCUCCUUUGAUGACAACUCCUCUGAUGAGGAUCCCGGCACCGGCUUGUUCCGAGAAUCUUCCCGCAGGGGCAGCCGGGCCAGCCUGGGGACCCUGUCCCUGGAGGCUGCUCUGACUGCAGGUGACUCCGAGACCCUCGUCUCCACUAUAAGCAAGAUCACCAAAGACCCAGAACGCCAUUUGAACUCAGACCCUCAGCAGAUGCAGGUGCAGAGCGAGAUCCCGGGCUCCCCGAUCUUUCUCAUGAAGCUGGCCCAGCACGCCCGUCACCUGGAGGUCCAGAUCCUCGCCGACCGGUAUGGGAACGCCGUGUCCCUGUUUGGGCGAGACUGCUCCAUCCAACGGCGGCAUCAGAAAAUCAUCGAGGAGGCACCUGCCACCAUCGCCACACCGGCUGUGUUCGAGUUCAUGGAGCAGUGUGCUGUCCUACUGGCCAAGACAGUAGGCUAUGUGAGUGCAGGGACGGUCGAAUAUCUCUACAGCCAGGAUGGCAGCUUCCACUUCUUGGAGCUGAAUCCCCGCCUGCAGGUGGAACACCCCUGCACAGAGAUGAUCGCUGAUGUCAACCUGCCGGCCGCCCAGCUUCAGGUCGCCAUGGGCGUGCCGCUGCACCGACUGAAAGAUAUCCGGCUUCUGUACGGAGAGUCACCGUGGGGGUUGACACCCAUUUCUUUUGAUUUUCCUUCCAACCCUCCUCUCGCCCGAGGCCAUGUGAUUGCAGCCAGAAUCACCAGUGAAAACCCAGAUGAGGGGUUUAAGCCGAGCUCUGGAACAGUCCAGGAACUGAAUUUCCGGAGCAGCAAGAAUGUGUGGGGUUAUUUCAGUGUGGCUGCUGCCGGUGGCUUACACGAGUUUGCUGAUUCCCAGUUUGGGCACUGCUUCUCCUGGGGAGAGAACCGGGAAGAAGCCAUUUCCAACAUGGUGGUGGCUUUGAAGGAACUGUCCAUCCGAGGUGACUUCAGGACCACCGUGGAAUAUCUCAUUAACCUCCUGGAGACUGAGAGCUUCCAGAACAACGACAUCGACACCGGGUGGCUGGAUCACCUCAUCGCUGAGAAAGUGCAGGCCGAGAAGCCGGAUAUCAUGCUCGGGGNUGGGGGCCAGGUCCUCCCCGCAUAUUCUCUGCGCAACACUGUGGACGUGGAAUUAAUUUACGGAGGCAUCAAGUACAUUCUCAAGGUGGCCCGGCAGUCUUUGACCAUGUUUGUCCUCAUCAUGAACGGCUGUCACAUCGAGAUUGAUGCCCACCGGCUGAAUGAUGGCGGGCUUUUGCUGUCUUACAAUGGCAACAGCUACACGACCUACAUGAAAGAAGAGGUUAGCAGUUACCGGAUUACCAUCGGCAACAAGACGUGUGUGUUUGAGAAGGAGAAUGACCCCACAGUCCUGAGAUCCCCCUCGGCUGGGAAGCUGACUCAGUACACUGUGGAGGAUGGGGGCCAUGUGGAGGCUGGAUGCAGCUACGCUGAGAUGGAGGUGAUGAAGAUGAUCAUGGCCUUGAACGUGCAGGAAAGUGGCCGGGUGAAGUACAUCAAGCGCCCCGGGGCCGUGCUGGAAGCGGGCUGUGUGGUGGCCAGGCUGGAGCUCGAUGACCCUUCUAAAGUGCACCCGGCCGAGCCCUUCACAGGAGAGCUCCCGCCCCAGCAAACGCUGCCCAUCGUGGGAGAGAAGCUGCACCAGGUCUUCCACAGCGUCCUGGAAAACCUGACCAACAUCAUGAAUGGCUACUGUUUGCCGGAGCCUAUUUUUAGCAUAAAACUGAAGGAGUGGGUGCAGAAGCUCAUGAUGACCCUCCGACACCCGUCGCUGCCACUGCUGGAGCUGCAGGAGAUCAUGACCAGCGUGUCGGGCCGCAUCCCCGCCCCCGUGGAGAAGUCGGUCCGCAGGGUGAUGGCCCAGUACGCCAGCAACAUCACCUCAGUGCUGUGCCAGUUCCCCAGCCAGCAGAUAGCCACCAUCCUGGACUGCCACGCGGCCACCCUGCAGCGGAAGGCUGACCGGGAGGUCUUCUUCAUGAACACGCAGAGCAUCGUACAGUUGGUCCAGAGGUACCGCAGUGGGACCCGCGGCUACAUGAAAGCAGUGGUGUUGGAUCUCCUGCGAAAAUAUUUACUUGUCGAGCACCAUUUCCAACAAGCCCACUACGACAAGUGUGUGAUAAACCUCAGGGAACAGCUGAAACCAGACAUGUCCCAGGUGCUGGACUGCAUCUUCUCCCACGCGCAGGUGGCCAAGAAGAACCAGCUGGUGAUCAUGUUGAUCGAUGAGCUCUGCGGCCCAGACCCUUCCCUGUCGGAGGAGCUGACCUCCAUCCUCAACGACCUCACUCAGCUGAGCAAAACCGAGCACUGCAAAGUGGCCCUCAGAGCCAGACAGGUCUUGAUUGCCUCCCAUCUCCCCUCCUACGAGCUGAGGCACAACCAGGUGGAGUCUAUUUUCCUGUCUGCCAUCGACUUGUAUGGCCACCAGUUUUGCCCGGAAAACCUCAAGAAAUUAAUCCUCUCGGAAACGACCAUAUUUGACGUCCUGCCCACUUUCUUCUAUCAUGCUAACAAAGUUGUCUGCAUGGCGUCCUUGGAGGUUUAUGUGCGGAGGGGCUACAUCGCCUAUGAGUUAAACAGCCUGCAGCACCGGCAGCUCCCGGACGGCACCUGCGUGGUGGAAUUCCGGUUCAUGCUGCCCUCCUCCCACCCGAACCGGAUGGCCAUGCCCAUCAGUGUCACCAACCCCGACCUGCUGAGGCACAGCACUGAGCUCUUCAUGGACAGUGGCUUUUCCCCUCUGUGCCAGCGGAUGGGGGCCAUGGUCGCCUUCAGGAGAUUCGAGGAGUUCACCAGGAACUUUGAUGAAGUCAUCUCCUGCUUCGCCAACGUGCCCAGGGACAGCCACCUGUUCGGCAAGGCCCGCACUUCCUUGUACUGUGAGGAGGACGGCAAGAACUUCAGAGAAGAGCCGAUCCACAUCUUAAACGUGGCCAUCCAGAGCGCGGACCACCUGGAGGACGAGGAGCUGGUGCCGAUUUUGCGGACAUUCGUCCAGUCCAAGGACCGCUGUGUGGACCAAGCAGGCUCUUGUCUCCUGUCAGACUCGAUGUGUGUCUAUGUGUGCAUCUGUCUUCUCUGUCUGGUUGGCCUGCAGUUUGCAGAAGAUCGCAUUUACCGUCACCUGGAGCCUGCCCUGGCCUUCCAGCUGGAGCUCAGCCGGAUGCGCAAUUUCGAUCUGACUGCCGUGCCCUGUGCCAACCACAAGAUGCACCUUUACCUGGGCGCUGCCAAGGUGAAGGAAGGUACGGAAGUGACGGACCACAGGUUCUUUAUCCGCGCCAUCAUCAGGCACUCAGACCUGAUUACAAAGGAAGCCUCCUUCGAGUACCUGCAGAAUGAGGGUGAGCGGCUGCUCCUGGAGGCCAUGGACGAGCUGGAGGUGGCGUUCAACAACACCAGCGUGCGCACCGACUGCAACCACAUCUUCCUCAACUUUGUGCCCACGGUCAUCAUGGACCCCUACAAGAUUGAGGAGUCGGUGCGUUCCAUGGUGAUGCGCUACGGCAGCCGGUUGUGGAAACUCCGCGUGCUACAGGCAGAGGUCAAGAUCAACAUCCGUCAGACCACCAUCAGCAAUGUCCUUCCCAUCCGCCUGUUCAUCACCAAUGAGUCAGGCUACUACCUGGACAUCAGCCUCUACAAAGAAGUCACCGACCCCAGAUCCGGAAACAUCAUGUUUCACUCCUUUGGCAACAAGCAAGGGCCCCAGCAUGGGAUGCUGAUCAACACGCCCUACGUCACCAAGGACCUGCUGCAGGCUAAGCGAUUCCAGGCCCAGUCGUUGGGAACCACCUAUGUGUAUGACUUCCCAGAAAUGUUCAGGCAGGCUCUCUUUAAAUUGUGGGGCUCCCCAGACAAGUACCCCAAAGACAUCCUGACUUACACUGAACUGGUGCUGGACCCUCAGGGUCAGCUCGUAGAGAUGAACCGACUUCCCGGAGGAAAUGAGGUGGGCAUGGUGGCCUUCAAAAUGAGGUUUAAGACCCGAGAGUACCCGGAAGGGCGAGACGUGGUCGUGAUCAGCAACGACAUCACCUUUAACAUCGGAUCCUUUGGCCUGGGAGAAGACCUUCUGUACCUGCGGGCGUCUGAGAUGGCCCGGGCAGAGGGCAUCCCCAAAAUCUACCUCGCAGCCAACAGCGGGGCCCGUAUCGGCCUUGCAGAGGAAAUCAAACACAUGUUCCAGGUGGCUUGGGUGGACCCAGAAGACCCCCACAAAGGAUUUAAAUACCUGUAUCUGACCCCUCAAGACUACACCAGAAUCAGCUCUCUGAACUCCGUCCAUUGUAAGCACGUCGAAGAAGAAGGAGAAUCCAGGUAUGUCAUCACGGAUAUAAUUGGGAAGGAGGAUGGCCUGGGCAUGGAGAACCUGAGGGGUUCAGGCAUGAUUGCGGGGGAGUCCUCCCUGGCAUAUGAGGAGAUCGUCACCAUUAGCUUGGUGACCUGCCGAGCCCUUGGAAUCGGGGCGUACUUGGUGAGGCUGGGCCAGCGAGUGAUCCAGGUGGAAAACUCCCAUAUCAUCCUGACAGGAGCUGGUGCUCUCAACAAGGUCCUGGGCAGAGAGGUUUAUACAUCCAACAACCAGCUGGGCGGUGUGCAGAUCAUGCAUAACAAUGGCGUAUCCCACAUCACUGUGCCGGAUGACUUCGAGGGCGUUUAUACCAUCCUGGAGUGGCUGUCCUAUAUGCCAAAGGAUAAUCACAGCAUGGUCCCUAUCAUCACACCCACCGACCCCAUUGACAGAGAAAUUGAAUUCCAGCCUUCGAGAGCUCCCUAUGACCCCCGGUGGAUGCUGGCAGGAAGGCCUCACCCGACUCUGAAGGGAUCCUGGCAGAGUGGAUUCUUCGACCAGGGCAGUUUCAGGGAAAUCCUGGAGCCCUGGGCCCAGACCGUGGUGACGGGACGAGCAAGGCUGGGGGGGAUCCCUGUCGGAGUGAUUGCUGUGGAGACGCGGACGGUGGAGGUGGUGGUGCCUGCGGACCCUGCCAACCUGGAUUCCGAGGCCAAGAUAAUCCAGCAGGCGGGCCAGGUGUGGUUCCCAGACUCAGCCUAUAAGACGGCCCAGGUCAUCAAGGAUUUCAACCAAGAGAAGCUGCCCCUGAUGAUCUUUGCCAACUGGAGGGGCUUCUCUGGUGGCAUGAAAGACAUGUACGACCAGGUGCUGAAGUUUGGAGCCUACAUCGUGGAUGGCCUCAGGCAGUACAAACAGCCCAUCCUCAUCUAUAUCCCACCCUAUGCCGAGCUCCGGGGAGGCUCCUGGGUGGUCGUGGAUUCCACCAUCAACCCCCUGUGCAUAGAAAUGUACGCGGACAAAGAGAGCAGGGGGGGUGUUCUGGAGCCAGAGGGAACAGUGGAGAUUAAGUUCCGAAAGAAAGAUCUGGUAAAGGCCAUGAGAAGGAUCGACCCAGCUUAUAAGAAGCUUGUGGAACAGCUAGGAACGUCCGAGCUCUCCGACAAGGACCGCAAGGACCUGGAGGGCCGGCUGAAGGCCCGGGAGGACCUGCUGCUGCCCAUCUACCACCAGGUGGCAGUGCAGUUCGCCGACCUCCAUGAUACGCCCGGCAGGAUGCUGGAGAAGGGUGUCAUUUCUGACAUCCUAGAGUGGAAGACUUCGCGCACUUUCCUGUACUGGCGCCUGCGCCGCCUCCUGCUGGAGGCCCAGGUCAAGCAGGAGAUCCUGCAGGUCAGCAGCGAGCUGAGCCACGUGCACAUCCAGUCCAUGCUGCGCCGCUGGUUCGUGGAGGCAGAGGGAGCCGUCAAGGCCUACCUGUGGGACAACAACCAGAUGGUAGUGCAGUGGCUGGAGCAGCACUGGCAGGUGGGGGAUGGCCUGCGCUCCGCCAUCGGCGAGAACAUCAAGUACCUGAAGCGAGACUCUGUCCUCAAGACCAUCCGAGGCCUGAUCCAGGAAAACCCGGAAGUGGCACUGGACUGCAUGAUAUACAUGAGCCAGCACAUCAGCCCGGCCGAGCGGGCCGAAGUCACUCAUCUCCUGUCUACCAUGGACAGCCCGGCCUCCACCUGACUCCUGCCCACCCAGCCACUUGCAGGACCACGGGCAAGAGAAGCCACACUGACCUGCCGACCGCAAGACCUCACCAGGACCUUAGGGGUUUGCUUUCAAAAAAAAAAAAAAAAUUCCUGGGCAUUUUUGCAGACCUGCUGGCUGCCACCUCACUCCUGUCUCAAUGAACAGCUCAGGCAUGCCCCCCUCUAGGCAGAAAGAGCCUCUUCUCCAUUGUCGGAAAGUUUGUUUUGUUUGAUCUCUUCAGACAAUGUUUUUGCUGCAUCACUGAAUCGAAUUGAACCCAAACGCCCCAGUUUCCUUUUCCUUUUGGGGGCCUAGCGUAUAGGACCUGGGUGUCCUUUUAGGCUCGUUUUAUAUCAGAUCAUGGAAACUUUUAUUUUUUUACUCUGAGACCAGCUCUUGAUGUAAGUAUCAUCUAUAUGUCAGCAGAAUAAAGAGGCCAAGGAAAGAAAUAUAGAGACAAGACAAGGAAAAGAAAGAAACCCAUUUUUGCAAUGAUGCUAUCUGGAGAGUGUCAAGUCACCCAGGAAGGGGUACAAAUGAUUUUUUAUAAGGGGAAUAAAAUGGUAUUUUGUUCCCCAUAUGGCCCCUAGUGAAUCACUAGGAAUGUCCCAUUGGCAGGCUUAGCACUCAUCAGCAAAGAUUCUCUUUUUUGAGAGCGGGAAAGCAAAAUGAGCAGAAUUAUCUGGCCAUAAGUUCCAGGGCAUUUGGAGAUCUCUUCUGCACGUCACAGCCCUCGUCUGCCUCUUCCCUCCGAGGACAAUAAGGACUAGCCCCUCCCCCACCGCCGGAUUGACCACCCUCCCUGGCACACUCCUUCCUGCCCUGUUGGGAGACAGAGGAGGAGAGAAAGCCCUCCCCAAAAUCACAGCCCAACCUGCUGAUGAGCAUCACCACUGUGACUGCCACUACCCCUUAGAGGGCCCCUUCAAGUCACUGCCACUUUUUCACCUGUUGCCUUGAUGUCCAUGGUGGGAUCUGGCCCCAAGGGGCAGAGCUGUUGGUUUCCAAGGACCGACCACAAGGACCACACUGAUGUGCUCAGGGAGGCCUUUUCGACACGCCCACCAGCACCCGGCUCUGAAGGCUGCACAGCAUCAGGGCCUGCCAUCCUGGCCCUGUCCAUCGGUCUCCAGGUGCCAGCGAUGGGGGGAGUGGGCCGCCCCCUGCUGUGGUGAUGGGCACUUUGUCUGAGAACACCCAGCAUUACUCCUGGCCAAUUUGGAGGACAAUGAAGAGGCCAUCAAGGUUGCCCGAGGAAGCCCCCACAAGCCAGAUGCUUGAGGAAGUCUGAAAAAAUUCUGUCCAUCAGCCAAUGACAGCCCUGGCAAGUGAAGGUGGCAUGGGGGCAGUGCGGGGUGGGAGAAAGAUGAAUUAUUCGUUGUCCCAUCCCAAGGCCAGUGGGGGGAAAUCCAUGCUGCUUUGGGAACCGAGUAAGUUUUCCCAAGAGGCCCCCUUGGUUCUGGAGGGAAAGACCAGUCGAUGACUAGCUGCUACCCAGGAAUGGUGGGCGGAGGAACCUACCAGAUGUGUGGAAUAAAUUAUUUUUUAAAAGAA